This is a messenger RNA of Aspergillus niger, 1221 nucleotides long. RefSeq lists its product as uncharacterized. The record is from RefSeq and is a predicted model, not a curated record. Gene Ontology annotation, molecular function: alpha-1,6-mannosyltransferase activity. Bases 1 to 1221 code for a protein of 406 amino acids. Gene Ontology annotation, biological process: protein N-linked glycosylation. The transcript is spliced from 4 exons. Gene Ontology annotation, cellular component: mannan polymerase complex. Lineage: Eukaryota; Fungi; Ascomycota; Eurotiomycetes; Eurotiales; Aspergillaceae.
AUGAUUUGGCGCUAUCUGUUGCGACGUCCCAUGCUGGGCACACUCUGCAUCCUAGUGCUUUUCACGUGGUUACUCCAACAGCCUGAUACGUCGGUCAAGGAGAUUUAUCUUCUUCAACAUCGGUACCCAUUGCUGUUUGAACGUGUUCACACGAACACCCGCAGUGGCGGAGCGUGGUAUAUCCCCCCGACCUGGACAAAUAAGACGAGCCAGCCCCCCGAAAACAUCGUUGACGCCGCGGAGCAAGUGUUGCGCCUGGUUCAGGAGACCCCUCAACGGCAGAUCCCCCACUCCUUGAUUCCCCUAAUCAUACACCAGACCUGGAAGGACACGCGGGUGGACACCUGGCCGCAUGUGUUACAGCAGAGCACGGAGAAAUGGUUGCGCACGGGGGAUGGGCAGAUGGCAUACUUCUUGUGGGACGAUGACGGAAUACGACAGUUCAUUCGGCGGUUCGAACCAGAACGAGAGAAACAGUUCUAUGCUCUACCCAGCCACGUGGAACAGUCGGAUGUCUUCCGGAUUCUCGUGUCCAAGUGGAUCGGGGGGGUGUACGCAGAUAUCGACACUGAGCCUCUGCAAUCGCCGGCAUCUUGGAUCACCGCGGCUGAUAUCGCGCCGUGGCAGGAUCAUGAAACUGGGCGUGUGUAUAACUUUACAGGACCCGUUCGAGCGAUUGUCGGACUAGAAGCCGACUGUCCGCCAAACAGUGAUGCCUACUGGCGCAUGGGAUACCUGCUGCCCGUGCAGCUAACUCAGUGGGCAUUUGCAUGGGCGCCAGGCCAUCCAAUCUUGCAGAUCUUUCUCGAUCGUCUCUUCACGGAAGUUCGGGGUGUUUCUGAUCAACGCACCCCUGCGCCUCAGUCACAGUCCAGCGAUCUGGGCGCGCUCGACCCCAUUACCCUCACUGGACCUGUCGCAUUCACUCAUGCAGUCCAGAGCUGGCUCAAGGCCAUCGUCGGUCUUAGGUGGAACGCAUUGUCAAGCUUGCAGGACGGAGGGAAGAUCCUGGUCGAGGAAAAUAUGGAAAUAUGGGCUCCAAGCCCAUCACGGACCCUUCUGCGCGCCUGUUCCAUCGCGCGCAAGGAUCAUGGAGAGAAUUUAAUUUGCGGGUCGAGUAUGGCAAGUUCUGUCGAACGGUGUUUGGCAGGUGUCGGACCUGGUCCAAAGUGCCCCAGAGUCUCCUACUUUGAUGGGCAUCGGCUGUCGAAGCAGUGCUGA